ACUGAUUUAGCCCCAGGAGAAAAUUUCAGCCUUCUCAAGAAGACUUGGGAGCAAACUGCGAUGGACGGAAAACAAAAAGAGACCCCGCCUGGAGGCCAAAGAUUUGUGGUGCACUAUGGAACAGAGCCAAAGUUAAAGCGGAGGAAACGUAAUGUCACGAGUGACACUGAAGACUGUCAAAGCAACCAGGAGCUGUUGGCGAGAUCUGCUGGUGGCACUAAAAGAAAAAAUCAGGCCAAGCAAAAGAAAGGGCCUGCAAAGAAGCAACGUUGUUUAUUAGAUUGGGAUGAAGACAAAAAUUCACCUGAAGAGCUGAAAAGGAUCUACCUGUCCAGUAACAUGCUGGAGCAAUGGUGCCAUAGGCCCUUCUUUGCCAACACUGUGACCGGCUGUUUUGUGAGGGUAGCAAUCCAGGAGUGCAGCAGGAACCCACUUUACUGUAUUGCCGAAAUUAUGUCUGUGAUGGAGACGGAGCAGGUCUACCAACUGGGAUCAACCCGGACAAACCUGGGAAUGGAACUCAGGCAUGCUGGUAUCAAGCAGAUUGUUACACUCCUGUCUGCAUCAAACCAGGAAUUCCUCGUAAGUGAGUUUCAGCAGUGGAAACUAGCAAUGAUGAAUGCUGGGAUGCAAUUCCCAACUCCAGAAACAAUCUCCAAAAAGGAGCAGGCCAUCAAAGAAGCCACAAACCACACUUUCACUGACAAAGAGAUAGACUUUAUUGUGGAACGGAAGAAUAGAUUCCGAAUGACACCAUUGAAUUAUGCCAGGAAAAAAAUCGAGCUACUUGACCAACUGCACAGAGCAAAAGCCUGCGGAGAUGUUUUCAGGGUGACAGCAACCCAGGAAGAGCUAGAAAAGCUUGCGAUGGGAAGACCAUUCAGAUGAGCAGAGGCUCUCCCACUGUCAAAUCCAGGAGACCUCCCUUUCCUGAACCACAAACUAACAAUAGACCUUUACCACAGGAAUAGAAGAAAAAGGACUCACAA
This is a messenger RNA of Paralichthys olivaceus (Japanese flounder), 989 nucleotides long. Its product is annotated as RNA polymerase-associated protein RTF1 homolog. NCBI's taxonomy places the organism in Eukaryota, Metazoa, Chordata, Actinopteri, Pleuronectiformes, Paralichthyidae. The record is from RefSeq and is a predicted model, not a curated record. Gene Ontology annotation, cellular component: Cdc73/Paf1 complex. Gene Ontology annotation, molecular function: DNA binding; RNA polymerase II C-terminal domain phosphoserine binding.